Messenger RNA from Candida dubliniensis CD36, 1743 nucleotides. RefSeq names its product Gly-Xaa carboxypeptidase. NCBI's taxonomy places the organism in Eukaryota, Fungi, Ascomycota, Pichiomycetes, Serinales, Debaryomycetaceae. The transcript has a single exon. Bases 1 to 1743 code for a protein of 580 amino acids. Gene Ontology annotation, cellular component: fungal-type vacuole lumen. Gene Ontology annotation, molecular function: metallocarboxypeptidase activity. The record is from RefSeq and is a predicted model, not a curated record.
AUGAUUGGACUUCCAUUGGAUGAAAACUUUAGAUCUAACAAAAGAAAAUCAAUCAUUGUUGGCUCAGUUGUAUUUGUUGCCUUAUUGGUUACUUUAUUUUCAACUAAUUUGUUCAAUUACUUGAAAAUUAUAACAACCCCAAUUCCAAAAGAAAGUUCAUUAUGUCCACUUUAUGAACCAAUUGCUCCAGAAUCUUAUUAUAAAGACAAUUCAACGGUGUUGCAAAUCUUGCAUGAUAAAAAAUACAAAAAGGAAUCCAUUAAAAAAUUAGCUGGUGCCAUUCAAGUUGAUACUCAAGUUUUCGAUAAACAACCAGCUGUUGAUGAUGCUCCAGAAGUAUGGGCAAAAUUUGCCAAGUUCCAUGAUUACUUGGAAGAAACUUUCCCAUUGGUUUACAAAAACUUGAAAGUUACCAAGGUUAACACUUAUGGUUUGGUUUAUCAUUGGAAAGGUUCUGAUAAAUCUUUGAAACCAAUUUUAUUGACGGCCCAUCAGGACACUGUGCCAGUCCAAAAAGAUACUCUUAAAGACUGGACUUAUCCACCAUUUGAAGGUCAUUACGAUGGUGAAUAUAUUUACGGAAGAGGUGCAGCUGAUUGCAAAAACGUCUUGAUUGCUAUUUUGGAAACUUUGGAACUUUUGUUAUCAAAAGGAUAUGAACCAAAAAGAUCUAUUCUUGCUGCAUUUGGUUUUGAUGAAGAAGCUUCCGGUUAUCAUGGUGCUGCUUAUAUCGGUAAAUAUUUGGAAGAAACUUUUGGUAAAGAUUCCAUUUACGCUCUUAUUGAUGAAGGUGCUGGACUUACUGUUGAGGAAUUGACCAACACCAUUGUUGCCCUCCCAGGUACUGCUGAAAAGGGUUACGUUGACAUUCAAGUGGAAUUGACUACCCCUGGUGGUCAUUCGUCUAUCCCACCUGAUCACACCUCUAUCGGUAUUAUUUCCGAAUUGGGAUACGUUAUUGAAAAGGAUCCAUAUAGUCCACUUUUACCACCAGAGAAUCCAAUUUUGAAUUUCGCUCAAUGCUUAGCUCUUCAUGAUCCAAAAAACAAUAUUCCAUCUUCUUUCAAAAAGACAAUUUUAAGAGCAGGCUAUGACAAGUUUGCUAAUUCCAAAUUAGUCGAAGGAAUCUCCAAAAAUAGAUUGACUAAAUACUUGAUUAGAACUUCUCAAGCCCUUGAUAUUAUCAAAGGUGGUGAAAAGGCUAACGCUUUGCCAGAACACGUCAAGUUAUUGGUCAACCAUAGAGUUGCUAUUGGUAGUUCUGUAGCUGAAGUUCAAGAACAUUUCGUUUCUAGAGUCAUCGAAGUUGCAAAAAGACAUGACUUGUCCGUUACUGCUUUUGGUAAAGAUGUUCUUAAAGUUGAAAAUGAUUCAGGCUUGUUUAAUGUAAGCAACUUUGCUGGUUUUUUGAAUGCUGCUCCUGUAACACCAACCAAUGACACUGUAUGGAAGUACUUGUCUGGUGUUACUAGACACGUUUAUGAAGAUUUGGUUUUCCCAGAAAUUACAUAUCCUGUUAUCAGUGCUCCAGCCAUUAUGACUGGUAAUACUGAUACCAGACACUACUGGAACUUGACUAGAAACAUUUUCAGAUUUACUCCAGCUUUUAUUGGUGAUUUUAUUGGCGAUACCCACAUUCACAGUGUUGAUGAAAAAUUGCCAUUUGAUAGUCAUUUGCAAUUACAAGCUUGGUUCUAUGAGUACAUUCAAGCUAUUGACACUGCGAAGGCAAACAAUAAAUAA